This is a messenger RNA of Anopheles nili, 1145 nucleotides long. Its product is annotated as sorbitol dehydrogenase-like. Gene Ontology annotation, biological process: D-sorbitol catabolic process. The record is from RefSeq and is a predicted model, not a curated record. The transcript is spliced from 2 exons. Lineage: Eukaryota; Metazoa; Arthropoda; Insecta; Diptera; Culicidae. The coding region runs from base 1 to 1080 and encodes 359 amino acids. Gene Ontology annotation, molecular function: L-iditol 2-dehydrogenase (NAD+) activity; zinc ion binding.
AUGUCCCAACGAAAGACGAAAAAUCUUGCCGGCGUGGUGCAUGGGAUUGAAGACUUCCGUGUGGAAGAAAUCCCUAUGCCUCGACCGCUUCCCAAUGAGGUCCUGAUUGAAAUGGAUUGUGUGGGGAUCUGUGGCUCAGACGUACAUUACAUUUCGCAUGGUGGAUUUGGAGAUUACAAGUUGAAAGAUAAACUUGUUCUUGGUCAUGAAUCGUCCGGCGUGGUAGUGGAGAUCGGCCAAGCAGUGAAGCAUUUGAAAGUAGGCGAUCGUGUCGCCAUCGAACCGGCCAUCGGGUGUCGUACGUGCCGUCAGUGUAAGGCUGGCCGUUACAACCUGUGUCCUGAAGGGCUUUAUUGUGCAACCACGGCCCAGGGAAAUCUGUGCAACUACUACACACACGCUGCAGAUUGCUGCUUUAAGUUACCCCCAAAUGUAACGAUGGAGGAAGGAGCUCUUUUAGAACCGCUAGCUGUCGGAGUGCACUGUUGUCGGCGUGGCGGAGUUGGAAUUGGCAGCAUAGUCCUCGUGCUUGGUGCAGGACCAAUUGGACUCGUUACUAUGCUAGUUGCAAAAGCGAUGGGUGCCGCUAAGGUGUGUGUCAUCGAUCUGAUGGAUAGCAAGCUGGAGUUAGCUAAGGACCUCGGGGCAGACGCUACUCUGGCAGUUGGUCUUCACGAUUCCGAGGAAGAUAUUGUAAAAAGGAUUCACCUACUUCUCGGAAGUGCUCCAGACAUUAGCAUCGAAUGUACCGGUGCGGAGGCGUGUGUCAACCUUGGCAUAGCUGCCACCGUACCUGGUGGAGUACUGACAUUGGUCGGAAUAGGAACGAUCUAUCAGCGGAUCCCCAUAACAACGGCCCUGGUUCGCGAAAUUGAUAUUCGACCAGCAUUUCGGUACGCUAACUGUUAUCCUGCAGCCUUGGCAAUGAUUGCUAACGGCUCAAUCGAUGCCCGCAAGCUGAUUACCCACCAUUACGAUUUGAAAGAAUCGGUUCAAGCGUUCAAAACUUCCCGGUAUGGAUUGGACGGUGCCGUUAAGGUUAUGAUUCACUGUCAGCCAAGGAACAAAAAUAAUUUUUAACGAAAAGUAUAAAAUGAAUUGCGUACACAUUUAGCGCUCAUUCCUUAUGCUUCAUAUAUGCAACC